Orussus abietinus is the source of this 850-nucleotide messenger RNA. RefSeq names its product MKI67 FHA domain-interacting nucleolar phosphoprotein-like. Lineage: Eukaryota; Metazoa; Arthropoda; Insecta; Hymenoptera; Orussidae. The record is from RefSeq and is a predicted model, not a curated record. Gene Ontology annotation, cellular component: nucleolus. Gene Ontology annotation, biological process: maturation of LSU-rRNA from tricistronic rRNA transcript (SSU-rRNA, 5.8S rRNA, LSU-rRNA). Gene Ontology annotation, molecular function: RNA binding. The transcript is spliced from 4 exons. Bases 105 to 824 code for a protein of 239 amino acids.
UGGAGAUCGCAAAAGCCACGCUUGGACGUGAUUGAAAUAUUUGGAGGUUAGGAAAAACUACGUUGUUAAAAGUGUUCUGGUUUUAUAUGUUUUAACCUUCCAAGAUGAAAAUAAGGAAAAGGGACUCGACGCAAGAAUCGGCGCUAAACAAAGCGGUGAAAAAUGUCACGGAAAUAUUGAAGAAAAAAGAGGCAGAAAGUAAAGCAAACCAAGCGAAAGAAAGUGAAGUAAAUUUGGUGACAGAAAGUAAGAUAAACCUAGUGAAAGAGAGUAAUGUGAACCUCAAAGCGAAAGGGAAAGGAAAAUUUAUCAAACCACUAGUAGCUCAAAGAAAACCUACGUUCAAAGCAACCGGCAAAGGUCUUAUCUAUCUUGGACAUAUUCCGCAUGGUUUCUACGAAGAUCAGAUGGCCGACUACUUUAAACAAUUUGGAGACGUUAUACGGGUUCGAGUCUCUAGAUCAAAAAAGACAGGAAAGAGUCGGGGUUAUGGCUAUGUUGAAUUUAUUAAUGCCGAAGUGGCCAAGAUAGCUGCGGAAACUAUGAAUAAUUAUUUGAUGCAUGGAAGGCUUAUGAAAGCGGAAUACAUUCCACCUGAAAAGCAACACAGAGGACACUUUCGAAGAAUGAAUUGGAGCGAGACCGAUUGUCCUAAACUCUUAAAUCGGAAGAAUGAAUUUGACUUAGCAAAUUCAAAAAUUGAUAAGAACCGUCACGCAAAGACGAUGAAAAGGUCUCUUAAGAGACUUUCCACAAUCGAGAAGAAACUAAAAUCGCGGGGAAUUAAUCUUAAGUUGAAAUUUUCAUCCACACCAGACAAAUAAUAAAUUACUAAUAAGGUCUAAAAAUA